Molecule: messenger RNA, 5033 nt
Organism: Botrytis sinoallii
Lineage: Eukaryota; Fungi; Ascomycota; Leotiomycetes; Helotiales; Sclerotiniaceae
Exons: 5
Coding region: 860-4408 (1182 amino acids)
Source: RefSeq, a predicted model, not a curated record
AUUAUUCAAUUUUUCUUACAGACAACUGCUUGCUAUCUUUACUGCCUAGAUAUGGUGGUACCAUCACUUACUACCUACUGUAAGUGGGCGGCGUUCACAUUUAUCUUUCCACAUCUUGCUGUUCGUCAACUUCUUCUCUUCACUCACUUCAUGCUCUCUCAAACUUUCAUCAUAUUUCACUAAGCUCCUCACGAAUGAACUCAAUUACCCUGUAGUCGCGAUUCGCACAAUUUCAUGAUUCGCAAAUUCGCAAGUCUCGCCCCUCCCUUCUAGUAGUAAUUCGCAAAGCUCUCGGACGCCCACUCGAUUUAAUUGCAUUUGCAUUUGCAUUAUUGGCCUAACACUUCAGCUCGUCUUUUCAUAACUGCAGCCCAGUAACCAAACGCGGGAUCUCGAAUUACAUCGAAUAGUGGUCAUUCCUACCUCGAAUCCUAUUCAAUUACUCUGACCUAAGCCGUGAUUCAGCACACUGAAGAGUGGAAAGCCCUUUUGCAAAAAUUCCCCACAGCGUCACACCCUCUGGAUUACGAUUAGCUCCUGUACCCAUUCCCGGUAGUCCUGUCCUCAUUCCCAUAGCCAAAUUUAGAGUCCCGAAAGACAGAGAUCGAAAUCUCACCAGCGCGCAAUUCUUAGCAUCGCCACCCCAAAUCUUCCUUGGUUCGGACUUUCAGGAUUUGGCCGGAUCUCAACUCUCACAAGCGAACAUUUUAUGUGCUGAGAAUUAUUACGUUACUGUUCAUAAAUCUUGGAUUGAUUGGGUUUUUUUUAGCAGCGGAUUAUAUUCAGAAAAAAGUGGGCGAACAAACUUAAUAUUGACGGACAGAGCUUUUGAAAACAAGACCCUCUGGAACAGCGGUUCAUGUCGAAAAGGUUCUUGGGACAUAAGACCACCCCUUCCACUUCCGAUACUGGUAGGAAUCUCACUAGCUUUAGCCGCAGAGCAGAGGAACAAAAAGACCAGGUUUCAAGGUUGUAUGAGCUUGGACUACUCAGCGACUCGGAUAAAAGAUCCAGGAGACGAGAGAGAGACAAGGUCAAGGAUUCAUCUGGUGGAGCCCGCGUUGCAGGAUCCCAUCCCAAAAAGGGUAAUCGAAAAGUUCUUGAACAUACUCGUGGGAUUUCAGAUACGUCGUUCUCUUCGGUCUCCCCUCUAGCCAGUAAGGCGAAUCGUGAUUUCAAACAACGAGCUGGUGGUGGAAUGUCAGGAAUGUUGGACACGGACAGAACUCGUAACAGGAGGGAGAGGACGUUUGUUGGCAGCGAAUGUUCUGUGUGUGAAGAGCCAUUGGAACAUACCCUUCGAGGCGAACGAAUAUUGCAGUUUUCCUGCGGCCAUGUCUCUCAUGAGGCAUGUUUUUACGAAUACAUCAAGGAAAGCGACGCUCAAUAUUGCCCAACUUGCAAUGCGCCCUUAGGUCUGGAUACGAGUCGAGGAGGCAAUGUUCUUGACAUUGGUAAGACUUUCAAAAGUAGUGAGAAGCUAAGUAGUAUUGUGCGUUCAGUUUCGGCCAGCGACCAGUCCGCGAGAUCAACGCCCACACCCUCGAAUUGGGAAUCCCAGACCGUACGACCACCCAGUCGCGAUUCCAAUGCUCGAACUACCAGAACGAGAGCGAACAGUCAGGAUACCCACAUUAGAGAUAAUAGCAGAGAUAAUGGUAGCAACAGAGAUAGUGGGGAUAGUCGGGAGCGCAUGGAUAGAUACGCACAACCAUCGAGAAUCUCGCACCAAAGAAACGAUAGCGAAAAUGCUCCCUCAUCCGUUGGGUACCCAGAGACUGCAACAAGCGGCCCACCUCGCCGUCAUGACUACGAUGUGCAAGCGAUGGAAUCGAAUCUUAUGAGCCCUCGAGCAAGUGUUACAAGGAACCCCAUUCCAGCUCCGGUCGUCAGCAUUCGUUCAGAGUUCCCAACCUUGAACAGGUCCAGACAGCAACAAACUUUGACUUGUCUUAUCACAAUCGAGGUUCCUGACAAUAAAUGGCGACCCGACCCAGAUGAUAUUCGAGGUGCCCCUCCACUACCCAACAUUCGACCUGAAGAUACCUAUGCUCGACCCCCAUCUCCAGCUCAGAGCGCACCACGUUUCUACCCCUAUGAAUCUCCAGAGGUUUUGGACGAAAUCACCGAAGGUUUACGAACUCGGGUGGAAAAUUGGCAUGGUCUUGACUUUAAUAGAUUUGGAAAAUUACGAUUAUAUGGAACUAUUCGAGUUGGAAAAGACAGGCAAUCUUGGCAGGAACUGGAAUGUUUCCUGUUCGCAGAAAUGCUGAUCUGCGUGAAAGAAAAGAAGAUUUCAUCGUCACAACCAUGGGAUGAAUCCAAUGGCGUUCGCAAAAGUACUCGAUGCACACUCAAAGGAUCAAUAUUAAUCAAAAAGCACUUGAACGAGGUGACUGAAUCAGGAUCUGGUAAUUCUCUUGGGCAAACCGAAAAAAUCACCGCAGCUAACUUACGCCCUACUGAAGAUAACAACAUAUUGACCUUGAGUCUGUCAGUGGCCGAACUCCCAUCAUUUCAUCUCAAGUUCGAUAAUCGCAAUCAGCUUAAAUUGUGGCAGCAGGCUUUGUUGGAUUUAAACGCUAUCGAGGGUUCUCCAGCACGAAGUCCAGAUUACGAUUUGUCAGAGCCAGAAGAAGAAGAAUGGAGUCGCGAUUCUACAGGUCUCCAGCGAGUGUCGGUUAAUUCCUCGGCCUAUGGACCUAGAUCCGCGACCGCCGCACCGGCAGAUUACGCAAGUGCACCUAUAGGUCUCCGACUACCAGCUGCAAUUCACGUUCCUGUUGAUAUUGUGGUUGUGAUUCCAAUAUCUUCUUCGAUGCAAGGUGUCAAGAUUACUCUGGUGAGAGAUGCAUUGAAAUUUAUGGUUUCCAACCUGGGAGAUCGUGAUCGUAUGGGUUUGGUCACAUUUGGUUCCAGUGGCGGUGCAGCACCGCUUGUAGGAAUGACUAGUAGAACAUGGAAUGGAUGGCAGCAAAUUUUGGCGUCGAUCAGACCGGUUGGACAAAAGAGUCAUCGAGCAGAUGUUGUGGAGGGUGCAAAUGUGGCGAUGGAUCUUCUUAUGCAACGAAGGUCGAAUAAUCCAAUUGCUACGAUUCUUUUGAUUAGUGACUCGUCUACAUCCGAUGCGGAGAGCGUGGAUUUUGUGGUAUCAAGAGCUGAGGCCGCUAAGAUUGCUAUUCACUCUUUCGGGCUCGGUAUGACCCACAAGCCAGACACCAUGAUUGAAUUAUCAACGCGAACUAAAGCUUCUUACACAUACGUGAAGGAUUGGAUGAUGUUGCGAGAAUGUCUUGCGGGUUGUCUUGGAUCUCUUCAAACAAUGUCACAUCAAAAUGUGAAAUUAAAGCUUCGACUUCCUGAGGGAUCGCCAGCUAAAUUUGUUAAGAUUAGCGGGGCUUUACAGAUCACUAAGCGUGCAACGGGUAAAGACGCCGAGGCUUCUUUGGGAGAUUUGAGAUUUGGCGACAAGAGGGAUAUUUUAGUGCAGCUAGUUAUUGCUCCUGAUAAUGCUUCGCAAGAACAACUCGCUCAAGAUCCAUGGGACUCUAUAGUUUCUGGUCUUGAGGCUCUUGGUGGGUCACUUGAUCAAGAAGAUCAACGAGUCGUCUCAAUAGAGGAAGUUCCUCUGAUCCAAGCUGACCUCACUUGGGGAGAUAUCCUCAGAGAUGGAACACUUGCUCAUUUACCUCGCCCUUCACUCUUAGCAAUCACUAUGCUUCCUGCCCCAACAAAUCAGAAGAAACACACGACUUGGAAUAGUGCACCACCCAUUCCGCCCCAUCCAAGCGUCGUUCAACGACGUAUGGAACUUCUCACCUCUGACAUGCUUACACGCGCUCUCACAUUGGUUUCUCGCGGCCAGCACGACCGCGCACAACAUCUUUUGAGCGAGACACGAUCGAUCCUGAAAGGAUUAGGAAAAGGUGGUCUCCCACCCAUUCCACCUCCACCUUCUAAAUCCCCCAAUCACAAUCUCUCAUCUCGCACGGGUUCUUCAUCACCUACGAAUCGUACUCCCGAUAGACGUCGCACCCCUUCCCCAACAUCUGCUACGACAAUGACCUCAAAUCACACUCUGGGUCCGAUUCCUCGACACCGAUCAAAUGAUGCACUUUCGGCUGUUGUCACGGCCCCGGGUAUCGAUCCCAAUACUGUUGCGGCUCUUGAUGCGGAGUUGGAGGCGAGUCUCGAAUGGAUCAAUCAUCCUGCUGUAUUUGGUCGGGAUAGUAGAAAAGCCGUACUGCAAGCUAUUGGGGUGAUUAGUAGUCAGCGUGGAUAUACAUUCCGCACCACGGUGGAAAGUCUCUGGGCGGGUCGCGUGAGCGGGAUCAAGAGAAUGACGGAUCGCAGUCGGGAAUGGAGAGAGGAAGGAGGGGACGAGGUGGGGAUUAUGGAAGAGAGUUGAUUCUGCGUUUUGCUUUGCGUUGGGAUUUAUUUGCGCUCUCUUCUCAUCUCUCUCUCUCUCUCCCUCUCUCUCGCUUUUCGUUUAGAUGAUACCUCAUGGUCGUUUCUUUAACGACUAUUUUUUCACAUUUAAUGAGCAUUUCUUCCGGAGAUGGGCAUUUCCUUAUUUUACUGUACCAUAUUUUCAGCGCGAGGUUAGCGCAUUUUUGAGCACGGCGGAAUUGUUUCUUGUUCUGGUUCUGGUUCUUGGUUACUAUAACACACAUACCCCCUUUUGUUAUCUAUGGAGAUUUUUUGUUGAUUUUGUUUUCCUUCUCACUAUUUCAUUUCUUCACGGCUCGAAUGAAUACUUGGUACGUUUAUUUGUACUUUGGUCGUUUAUGGUCGUACUCCCACGUCGUUGUGGGAGGAAGUUGGUGGUGUUUGGAUAUUAUGGGAUGGAAUGGAUGGGAUGGAUGGGAUGGAAUGGGAUGGAAUGGGAAAAAUUUGGAUUUUCGGAGGGAGGGAGGGAUUUGGGAUUAAGAUUUUGAUUUUGAUUUUGAUGGGGACUGAGAUUAAGGACAAGAUUGUCCGCUCUUUUGAUAUGAUGUGAUGAUGAUGGAUGGAUGGAUGGUGGAGAGGGUUUG